Molecule: messenger RNA, 5285 nt
Organism: Euleptes europaea (tarantolino)
Lineage: Eukaryota; Metazoa; Chordata; Lepidosauria; Squamata; Sphaerodactylidae
Gene: CTTNBP2
Product: cortactin binding protein 2
Exons: 23
Coding region: 6-4940 (1644 amino acids)
Biological process (GO): regulation of synapse organization
Cellular component (GO): glutamatergic synapse
Molecular function (GO): protein binding
Source: RefSeq, a predicted model, not a curated record
GGAAGAUGGCGACGGACGGAGCGAGCGGGGAGGCCGGCUCCAGCGGCCGGGGGGCUCCGACGGCAGCGAAAAGAGAGUUUGAUGUGGACAGUCUUAGCAAACCAGAACUGAGGAUGCUCCUAAGUGUUCUUGAAGGAGAGCUGGAAGCCAGAGAUCUUGUGAUUGAAGCUUUAAAGGCACGGAGGAAGGAGGUUUUUAUCCAGGAACGGUAUGGGAGAUUUAAUCUUAGUGACCCGUUUCUGGCUCUACAGCGAGACUAUGAGGCAGGUGCUGGUGAGAAAGACAAGAAGUCCGUCUGUACCAACCCACUCUCCGUCUUAGAGGCUGUUAUGGCUCACUGCAGAAAAAUUCAAGAAAGAAUGGCCGCUCAGCUGGUUGCAGCAGAAAACAGACAAAAGAAGUUGGAAAUGGAGAAAUCCCAGUUGCAGGCGCUUGAAAUGGAACAUAAGAAACUAUGCACACGACUUGAGGAGGAGCGUGGCAAGAAUAAACAUGUAGUCUUGAUGCUGGUGAAAGAAUGUAAACAGUUAUCCAGCAAGAUAGUAGAGGAGGCCCAGAAACUGGAAGAUGUCAUGGCAAAAUUCGAGGAGGAAAAACAGAAAGCCAGCGAGCUGGAGGAGUCUCUCGCAGCCGAGAAGCAACGGAGCACGCAAAUGGAAGCCCAGAUGGAAAAACAGCUUUCAGAGUUUGACACGGAAAGGGAGCAACUGCACGCCAGACUUAGCCGGGAGGAAGCACACACCAGUGAUCUCAAAGAAGAGAGGGAACGAAUGAGAAAAAUGAUCGAGCAGUUGAAAAAGGAAAACAAUAGUAAGCUACACCUUUCCCUCCCACGUAGGAGUAAAGAGAGAGGUUCGGUGUCUGUCUCUGUUGGGACAGAAGGGCCAGCUUUGAGGACACUUGCCUGCCAGACAGAUGCAGUAUUAUUAGAUGGUGGUAGUGAAAAUGUGAGGAAGUUGCCUUUGACUGUACCUGUAAAGCCUUCGCUCUCUGGCCACACGAAGAAGAAUGCUGGAUUUGUGAAACCAGUCAUGGACAGACAUUCUUCCUGUAGCGACCUUCUUCUGUCCCCUUCGACUUCCGUUCCGACUCCCAGUCAAAACAGAAUUGAAGAGAAUGGACCAAGUACAUCACCAGACUUAACAAAUAUACCUUCCCCUUUUCCAAAUAAUGUUGCAUCCUCUCCAGCACCUCAGAACUACUUGCAGGCUUCAUCUGUGCACUCUUUGCAUUCUCCAUCUGCCACAGCUGCUGGGCAUCAAGGUCUGAAUCCACGUGUCCAGGCAGCUAGGUUUAGAUUUCAAACCAACACUAAUGACCCAGACCAAAAUGGAAACACUGCCCAAAGCCCUCCAUCAAGAGAUGUAUCACCCACGAGUCGAGACAACUUAGUUGCCAAGCAGCUAGCUCGGAAUACUGUCACCCAAGUCCUUUCAAGAUUUACAAGUCCUCAGGGUACUGCUACUGGACGGCCAGGAAUGUCCCAUUCGAUAGAUGCUGGAACUUAUCCUCCCCCAGUUGGUAGAAUGAGUUUAAAGACUCCCAAUGUGUCAAGAAUUGACAGAGGAAACCCUCCACCCAUUCCUCCUAAAAAGCCAGGCCUUUCACAAACUCCUUCACCACCACAUCCACAGCUUAAAGUGAUUAUGGAUAGUGGUCGAUCCCCUAAUAUAGGUGCCAAAACAGAGAGCAAAACCCUAGUUUCACCUCCUUCCAGUACACCUCAAGGAAUCAGGGUAAUAAAUGAGGAAGCUGUAUCUAAGUCCUCACCUCAGCUGCCACCCAAACCAACAAUAGAUAUAUCUGUGGCAUCUGCAGGCUGUGCCAUACCAGCCAUGGCCACGUCUCAGGUGGGUGCCUGGCCUUCUCAAUCCCCUGGACUGAACCAACCUGCAUGUUCAGAAAGUUCCUUUGUCAUUCCCACCACCAUUGCCUGUAGUUCCUCCAUAAACCUUGUUAGUGCUUCAUCCUAUAGACCAUGUGAUUCAGACAGUCUACUGGUAACAGCAUCAGGCUGGUCUCCCUCCCUAACCCCUUUAUUAAUGAGUGGUGGUCCUGUCCCCCUGGGUGGCAGGCCCACCCUUCUUCACCAAGCUGCUGCCCAGGGAAAUGUCACUUUAUUGUCAAUGCUGCUUAAUGAAGAAGGUCUGGACAUUAAUGACUCCUAUGAAGAUGGCUAUUCUGCCUUGUAUUCUGCUGUUAUGAAUGGACAUACAGAUUGUGUAAGAUUGCUGCUGACUUCAGAAGCACAAGUUGAUCCUGUUGAUAAAAAUGGCUUUACACCCUUGUGUUCAGCAGUUGCUCAGGGACAUUGCAAAUGUGCAGAAUUAUUAAUCAUGUAUCAUGCCAACGUUAAUCAUGCUGCUGAAAGGGGAGAGACACCUCUGUACUUGGCCUGUGGAAAUGGAAAUGAUGAAUGUGUCAAACUCUUGCUGGAGGCUGGAGCCAACAGAAAUGCAAAAACCUGUGAUGGCUGGACACCAAUUCAUGCAGCUGUAGGUGCCGGUCACGUUGACUGCUUAAGACUUCUUAUGUACUACAGAACACAAGGAACUGGAAACGUUUUGAAUGAAGCAGAUGCUGAUUCCUGCAUCUUUGACUUGGAGUGUGAAGAAGACAGCCUGAGCCAUACUGCGACCCCUGUUGUUUCUGCGGAUCUCAUCAACCACGCUGACAAAGAAGGCUGGACUGCUGCCCAUAUAGCGGCGUCGAAAGGUUUCAAGAGCUGCCUGGAAGUCUUGUGUAGCCAUGGCGGACUAGAAGCUGAGAGGAAAGAUAAAUGCAACAGAACGCUGCGUGAUGUGGCCACUGAUGACUGCAAACAUCUCCUGGAGAAUCUGAAUGCUCUCAAGAUCCCUUUGCAGAUUGCAGUUGGCCAGGUAGAGCCAGCCUACUGUGGCAUGGAGGACCUAGAAAUGGAAAACCCCAUAUGCAUGCUAAAUAUCCGCAAGCAGACAACAUGGGAUGAGUUUUCAAAAUCAGUGAGCCAGGCAGCAACGAACCAUUUCCAAGCAGUUGCCUCUGAUGGGUGGAGGAACUUGGAAGACCUGAAGCUUAACAACACUAUGGAAUCCAACAUUGGCCUCACUGCGAGCAGUAUAUCAUCUAUCAAACUUGGCAAUGUUUCAUGGUCAACAGGUCAGACAUUUCCCCAGCCACCUUGGGAGUUUUUGAAAAGGAACCAGGUGGAAUAUAUAGUCAUAUUUUUGCUGGGUCCUCAAGAAGGCUGCCUGCACAGUGUGGCUUAUGCCUCAAUGAUCCGCCUUCAGACUCUGCAGAAUUACUUGAGACUGGUGGAACAGUACCGUAAUGUUAUCUUCCAUGGUCCAGAAGGAAGCUUGCAGGAUUAUAUAGCCUACCAGAUAGCACUCUGCAUGAAGCACAAGCAACUGGCUUCAGGGUUCAGCUGUGAAAUAGUCAGAGUGAAGAUAGAUGCUGACUUCUCCAAGGAGCAACUUGCAGAAUUUUUCAUCAGUAGUGCUUGCCUGAUCCCAGUGAAACAGCCUUCUGUAAGCAAGAGAAUCAUUGUAAUUUUGGAGAAUUUGGAAAAGGCUUCCUUGUCAGAAUUACUGGGGGAAUUUCUGCAACCUCUUGAAAACCGCGGCACUGAUAACCCCUGUACUUUAAAGAAAGCCAAUGGAUUGUCUGAUGCAUAUUACUUUCAUGAGAAUUGCUUUCUUAUGGGGACCAUUGCAAAAUCUCGGCUUCAAGGCUCUGACCUGGUAGUCCAGCAACAUUUCCUGUGGGUCCAGCUCCGAUGCGAUGGAGAGCCAAUCCAUGGCCUUCUCCAAAGGUUCCUGCAGAGGAAGGUUUUAAGCAAGUUCAGAGGUAAAAUGCCUCCUCCAUGUGAUCCUGUGUACAAGAUGGUAGAGUGGAUACUUGCAGUCUGGCACCAGCUGAAUUCAUGCUUGUCACGCCUGGGCGCACCUGAAGCACUUAUUGGGCCAAAACAUUUCUUUUCUUGUCCGGUGGUACCUGGUCACAACCAUACCACAGUGAAGUGGAUGUCCAAAUUAUGGAACACUGUCAUUGCACCCCGAGUUCAAGAAGCAAUUCUCUCCAGAGCUUCUCUGAAAAGACCAACUGGACUGGGGCAGGCAGCAGUCAAGAAAAGUCCAAGCCAAGGGCAGCAGGCUGUGGUGAAAGCCGCUCUCAGCAUCUUGUUAAACAAGGCUGUUCUGCAUGGCUGUCCUCUUCCCAGAGGAGAACUGGAUAAGUACAUUGCUGAUUUUAAAGGAGGAAAUUUCCCUCUUUCCGUGGUAUCAAGCUACAAAAAUUGCUCCAAGAAAAAGGGGGAAAGCACUGCUUGGAGAAAAGUGAGCACAAGUCCUCGUAAGAAGUCAGUCCACUCUUCAGCCCAGUCGUGGAGUAAGAAAGAUGAAAAUGUAGAAGGAGUAAAGUCAAAGAACAUAUUCCAGCAAAAUGGCAACAAAAUGGCCUCUCUGACAAAAAAUUGUCUGGAGGAUGACCCACUAAGCAUAGAUCAGAGGCUGUCCCUUGGUUCUGACGAUGAAGUCGACCUAGUACAGGAGCUUCAGAGUAUGUGUUCAAGCAAAUCCGAGUCUGACAUAAGCAAGAUUGUCAGUUCAAAAGACGAGCUGAUGAUGAUGAUCAGUAAUUCUCAGAAGGAUCCUGUGUUUUCAGCCAACAUCAUCAGUGCAAAUACAUCAGCACCCCAGCAGGAUGGAAAUCCCAGGAUCCACCCUCUCAGCAGCAGUCAACCUGUGGAAUGCAGCAACAGUAAACCAAAAACUGAAUCUUUCAAAAGUGGCGGUUCGAGAGUGAGAUCUUUUCUUCCUGUACCCAGAAAUAAAGUCAGCCUGUCUUCUCAGAGCACUAAGCAUAGCAGCAGCAGCAAUACAAGGCAAAUAGAGGCAGUGAGUGACUCUAAAGAAAUUUGGAACAUGCACAAAAAAAUACAACUUGAAAAAUAUGAAUAAAUGUACCUGCCUCCUAUUCAUUUUUUUUUAAUCCUUUCUCAUCCUUUCUGUAAUUUCUGUUACCUUGGAGAACAAAUUCAUUCUCAUGUGUAAAUAAUUUUUCAUUUGUUUUCCUCAUUUAAAAUGGUGUAUAUGGGACCACAGUUUAAUUUCUAUGUAAAUAUAAGCUGUUUAUAAUGAAAAUAUUAGAUUAUAUCAAAUUGAUCCCUUGGUAGUAGAAAGUGCUAGCUUCUUAAAUGAUUUUCUAAUCCAAAACAUUCUGUUGUUUAAUUAUAUUCAGGGGCAUCACCACAAAAAGCGUGGGGAUAUGUGUGCACAUAUGCGCACCUGUAAAUACAAUAUAAA